AUGGUGAAAUGGACAUGCAGGUACAUUGAUCAAUUGUCCAGAUGUUUAUACAUGGAAUACAAGAACUUGGGGAUAGAUGUUCAGUGCCAGGUACCACUAUAUGUCUCAACCAAAAUGACCUCAAAAGUUGCACUGAUAGAGAAAUCGUCACUGUUCGUGCCAUCGGCGGAAAAUUACGCUGGAGCUGCAGUGCGGCAGAUAGGCUACGAAGCACGGUGCAUGCCUUACUGGGGCCACUCAGUGCAGUGGUUCUUCGCCUCCUUGUUGCCUGAAGCUGUUCUUGAUGCUUGGCGUCUGUCUAUCGGAAUCCGCCGGAGGGGAAAAGCUUGUUGA
Ilex paraguariensis (yerba mate) is the source of this 333-nucleotide messenger RNA. The record is from the annotation of a GenBank genome assembly. Lineage: Eukaryota; Viridiplantae; Streptophyta; Magnoliopsida; Aquifoliales; Aquifoliaceae.